UUUUGUCUCAGUUUAGACGAAAGUGAUAGUUAGAUAGCCAAAAAUUGCAUUAGCUAAAUGUAAACGUCACGUCAGGUUAUUAGAUUAUGUUUAUUUUGUAGUCGUCGAAUAGUAUGUUUCUUUAUAAGUUUAAACAAUAAAGUCCCCUUAACAAAGUAUAAAUACGAUUAUUCCACAAAAUCUUCAACACUCUCUCAUUAUUAACUAACCUCUCAGCAACUGCAAACACGUUCUUGUUCGAAGUUUAGCGUCAUUCUCUCGCGAUUCCUCUGUUCCACUGAUUCUCUCUAAUGGCGGACAAGAAAGACUUAGACCCAAAUCAUCCCGCGGAAGAUGGAACGUUUCUGUGCCCAGUAAAGAAGAGAGCAAUAGCUGAAAGAUCACUUACUGGGUUUGGUAGAGCACACGAGCCCGAGUUCAAGAAACAGAGACUCGAACAGCUCCAGAGGAAAGCUUAUCACUCUGUUCUCCUUGCUUCCAAAUCAGAAUCCUCGGGAACAUCACACAAGUCUCAUAUCAUACAAAAGCUGAUGAACGAGUGGAACAUCGAUCAAGAAACUCACAUCUCUGUUGCGCAUAAGAUUGAUAACUCUGAUAAGAAUGCAACUUGGAUGAUUCCAAACUCUCUUCCUAAUCCAGAGUCUCUUGUUGGUAAACGUGUCCAUGCAAGAUCCCCUGAUGAUGAAGAUGAUGAUUCACCAACGAACAAGAAGAUCAAACUCCAUAAACAGGCUUACGACCAUGUUCUCCACGCCUUCAACGCAGAAUCUCCAGCACUAUCACACGUAAAAACAGCUCUUUCUAUCAUCUUCUUUCUUUUCUUACAAUGUUGUGUGCUCAUAUGUCUUGUCUUCUUCUUUCAGUCAAGGACUUUGAUCAUGCAACACCUCCUUGACGAAUGCAACAACAAAGCUCAUAUCAAUAAGAUAGUGGAGCCAAGAUCCAGACUCUUACCCGAAGGCUUACAUUUUCGUCCAACAGAUGUUGAGAUGGCAAUCUUUUUGAAGCAAAAAGCUCUAGGACAGCCAAUAGAAGCCUGCAUCAUACCUGAAGAACGUCACGAUAUCUUCUCAAUACCACCUCGUGAUUUGCCUGGCUAUCCAGAAGAAACACAUUGGUAUUACUAUUGCUGGAAAUCUACGGGACAACAAGACCCUCGAAGUCUCUGGACACGGUUCCGUGAAGAUACUGCUGUCUUCGAUGAAGAGGAGAACUGUGUCGCUGUCAAACGUAGGUUUACUCUCGUUGAGCGGGAAGAAGAAUGUAAUGACGUUUUCUUGCCUGACGAAGAAGAGCCUCCAGUGGAAGAAUGGUUCAUAAAAGAGAUUAGUCUACCACCAAGUGUUGCAGAUAGUGAGUUUGUUUUGUGCCAUGUCGUUCUCAAGAAAAGGGAGAAGAAGAAAGAAGAAGAAGAAGAAUACUACGACGAAGAAGAAGAAGAAGAGGAUUAAAUCGUUACAAUGUAAAACAUACAAAACUGCUUUUAUGAUUUUGCAUUUUACUUAGUUUUACUGCUCUUCUCAUGAGAGAAUCUUAUCGUUCCAUUUAGGUCGGGAGAUGAAAAACUUGAAAACCAAAAUGUAUCUGUUGAGAAACUGUUUUAAGA
Messenger RNA from Brassica rapa (field mustard), 1606 nucleotides. RefSeq lists its product as uncharacterized. The record is from RefSeq and is a predicted model, not a curated record. Lineage: Eukaryota; Viridiplantae; Streptophyta; Magnoliopsida; Brassicales; Brassicaceae. Gene Ontology annotation, biological process: defense response to fungus; regulation of DNA-templated transcription. Gene Ontology annotation, molecular function: DNA binding. Gene Ontology annotation, cellular component: nucleus.